This is a messenger RNA of Myotis davidii, 3119 nucleotides long. It is a transcript of the gene VPS11, whose product is annotated as VPS11, CORVET/HOPS core subunit. The record is from RefSeq and is a predicted model, not a curated record. NCBI's taxonomy places the organism in Eukaryota, Metazoa, Chordata, Mammalia, Chiroptera, Vespertilionidae. Gene Ontology annotation, molecular function: protein-macromolecule adaptor activity; protein binding. Gene Ontology annotation, biological process: organelle fusion; vesicle-mediated transport; vacuole organization. Gene Ontology annotation, cellular component: HOPS complex; endosome.
GCGCCUCUCACGUGACCUCCGACUGGAGGCCGGGGCUUGGGCCAAGAUGGCGGCCUACCUGCAGUGGCGGCUUCGUUUUUUUUUUUUCGUUUUCUUUGACAAGGAGGUGGUGAAGGAACCGCUGGGCAGCGAUGGUCCCGCUCCCGGGCCCGCGCCUGCCGCUGGGCCCGCUGCUUCCAAGCUCCUCUGCCUCCCUCCUGGCAUCACUGUCUGCGACUCCGGCCGAGGGAGCCUUGUCUUCGGAGAUAUGGAAGGUCAGGUCUGGUUCUUGUCCCGCUCCCUCCAGCUUACGGGCUUCCAAGCCUACAAACUGCGGGUGACGCACCUGUACCAACUGAAGCAGCACAACAUUCUGGCAUCUGUUGGUGAGGAUGAACAAGGCAUCAACCCCCUGGUGAAAAUCUGGAACCUCGAGAAGAGAGAUGGUGGCAAUCCACUCUGUACUCGAAUCUUCCCUGCCAUCCCUGGAACAGAGCCCACUGUUGUGUCCUGUUUGACUGUCCAUGAAAAUCUCAACUUUAUGGCCAUCGGUUUCACGGAUGGCAGCGUUACCUUGAACAAAGGAGACAUCACUCGGGACCGGCAUAGCAAGACCCAGAUUUUGCACAAGGGCAACUACCCUGUAACUGGACUGGCCUUCCGCCAAGCGGGAAAGAACACUCACUUGUUUGUUGUGACGACAGAGAACGUUCAGUCCUAUAUAGUUUCUGGAAAGGACUACCCUCGUGUGGAGUUGGACACCCACGGUUGUGGCCUGCGCUGCUCAGCCCUAAGUGACCCUUCUCAGGACCUGCAGUUCAUUGUGGCCGGGGAUGAGUGUGUCUACUUGUACCAGCCUGAUGAACGUGGGCCCUGCUUCGCCUUUGAGGGCCAUAAACUCCUUGUUCACUGGUUCAGAGGCUACCUUGUCAUUGUCUCCCGUGACCGGAAGGUUUCUCCCAAGUCAGAGUUUACCAACAGGGACUCACAGAGCUCCGACAAGCAGAUUCUCAACAUCUAUGACCUGUGCAACAAGUUUAUAGCCUAUAGCGCUGUCUUUGAGGAUAUAGUGGAUGUGCUUGCUGAGUGGGGCUCCCUGUACGUGCUGACGCGGGAUGGGCGGGUCCACGCACUGCAGGAGAAGGACACACAGACCAAACUGGAGAUGCUGUUUAAGAAGAACCUAUUUGAGAUGGCGAUUAACCUGGCCAAGAGCCAGCACCUGGAUAGUGAUGGGUUGGCCCAGAUCUUCAUGCAGUACGGGGACCAUCUCUACAGCAAGGGCAACCAUGAUGGGGCAGUUCAACAGUAUAUCCGAACCAUUGGAAAGUUGGAACCAUCAUAUGUGAUCCGCAAGUUUCUGGAUGCCCAGCGUAUCCACAACCUGACUGCCUACCUGCAGACCCUGCACCGGCAGUCCCUGGCCAAUGCCGACCACACCACCCUGCUGCUCAACUGCUACACCAAGCUCAAGGACAGCUUGAGGCUAGAGGAGUUCAUCAAGACAAAGAGCGAGAGUGAAGUCCACUUUGACGUGGAGACAGCCAUCAGGGUGCUGCGGCAGGCUGGCUACUACUCCCACGCCCUCUACUUGGCUGAGCACCAUGCACACCACGAGUGGUACUUGAAGAUCCAGCUGGAGGACAUUAAGAACUACCAGGAAGCCCUUAGGUACAUUGGCAAGCUGCCUUUUGAGCAGGCAGAGAGCAACAUGAAGCGCUAUGGCAAGAUCCUCAUGCACCACAUACCAGAGCAGAUGACCCAGUUGCUGAAGGGACUUUGUACCAACUAUCGGCCCAGCUUUGAAGGUCAAGGUGGCAGGGAGUCACCAGGCCGCAGGGCCAACUCAGAGGAGUUCAUCCCCAUCUUUGCCAACAACCCACGAGAGUUGAAAGCUUUCCUAGAGCACAUGAGUGCAGUACAGCCCGACUCACCACAGGGCAUCUACGACACGCUCCUUGAACUACGACUACAGAACUGGGCCCAUGAGAAGGAUCCACAGGUCAAAGAGAAGCUUCACGCAGAGGCGAUCUCCCUCCUGAAGAGUGGCCGCUUCUGCGACGUCUUUGACAAGGCCCUGGUCCUGUGCCAGAUGCACGACUUCCAGGAUGGGGUCCUGCACCUCUACGAGCAGGGGAAGCUGUAUCAGCAGAUGAUGCACUACUACAUGCAGCAUGAGCAGUACCGGCAGGUGAUCGAGGUGUGCGAGCGCCAUGGGGAGCAGGAGCCCUCUCUGUGGGAACAGGCGCUCAGCUACUUUGCCCGCAAGGAGGAGGACUGCAAGGAGUACGUGGCAGCUGUGCUCAAGCAUAUUGAGAACAAGAACCUCAUGCCACCACUUCUAGUGGUGCAGACCCUGGCCCACAACUCCACCGCCACCCUGUCUGUCAUCCGGGACUACCUGGUCCAGAAACUGCAGAAACAGAGCCAGCAGAUUGCACAGGACGAGCUCAGGGUGCGGCGGUAUCGAGAGGAGACCACCCGCAUCCGCCAGGAGAUCCAGGAGCUCAAGGCGAGUCCGAAGAUUUUCCAGAAGACCAAGUGCAGCAUCUGUAACAGUGCCUUGGAAUUGCCCUCAGUCCACUUUCUCCCAUUUGAGGAAAUGAGCACUUCAGUUCUGAUUGCUUCUUCUUUCCCACAGCUCAAGUGCUCCAACGACAGCUUCUCUGUCAUCGCUGACUACUUCGGCCGAGGCGUUUUCAACAAACUGACCCUGCUCACUGACCCUCCCACGGCCAGGCUGGCUGGAAGCUUGGAGUCUGGGCUGCAGCGGGACCUGCUCGUGCACUCCAGGAGGGGCACUUGAACAGCUGGAGGGCAAGAGGGGGGUGAUAAUGGAGGCCCAGCAGCAGGGAUACAGGACUGAGGCAGAGCUAAUGCCCAGGAGUCAGGCGGGCAGGCCCCGGCCUCUGCUGUGACAGCCUUCAGGACUGAAGGGGAUUUUUUUCCUGUCUUCUCUUUGGCCAGCCCACUGUUUUUCCUGUUAACUUUCUGAGCAAAGUUGAUUAUUCAAACCCUGGGGGAGGGCACCUCAACAACCUCCGAGUAUAGGCAAUAGCUGCUUUAUUCUCCAUCCAAGAGCACUAGUCUGUGCUUGGGUCCUUGCUCCCAGAGUCUAUAGAUAAAUGAUUUCAGCCCUG